AUGCGCUGCACCUCUCUCGUUAUCGCUUCUCUCGUCUCGGCGACAGUCGCCGAUUUUACAUUUUACUGCUGCGCAAGCUCUUAUCCGACUACGAUUACAAAGGGUGACCUUGACUGGGCCCUCACCGCCAAAAACGGCCGAACAGCCGAGAUGGGCAUCGCAGGAGGCGCAAAAUACAGUUGGAUUCAUGGGACGUGCCAUUUUGACAAAAGACCGAUGGUCUGCGCCAGAGUCACUACCACGGCUAGAACAACGGAACGUGGCGGAACAAAACUCAAGGGCAGCAGCGUCAUCUCCUGCGAGGACCCCAAGUACUUGCAAGGCAAUAUCUGGACAUGUCCCUUCUGA
This is a messenger RNA of Colletotrichum truncatum, 348 nucleotides long. RefSeq lists its product as uncharacterized. The record is from RefSeq and is a predicted model, not a curated record. Lineage: Eukaryota; Fungi; Ascomycota; Sordariomycetes; Glomerellales; Glomerellaceae.